This is a messenger RNA of Babesia ovata, 4908 nucleotides long. RefSeq lists its product as uncharacterized. The transcript has a single exon. The record is from RefSeq and is a predicted model, not a curated record. NCBI's taxonomy places the organism in Eukaryota, Apicomplexa, Aconoidasida, Piroplasmida, Babesiidae. The coding region runs from base 1 to 4908 and encodes 1635 amino acids.
AUGCUUAGAGAUGCAAGUGCGUACAGCAGUGAAAGGCUAGAAAAAUCACUGCCUUCAAAAAACGCAGAGGAUGCCAAUAAGAUUCUUAACCUUAUAAAGGCCGCCAAUGAAACGGUGGAGGAAUGCCUCCGAAAGGCAGACAAAUUCACUGAUAACUUAGACACUUCACGUAGCGAUAAUCCACUUAACAACGCGAUUAAGGACUUAAAUCCUAAUUUGCAGGACAAAAUUGAGAAUGUUCGUAAGAACGUAAAACAUGAACGUGGGCGUUUGCACAAGUUUUCAGAACAGGAGAAAGAGGAGUUGAAGGAGACGGAAAAGGAAAUUAAAAGAGUGCUUGGCGAAUUGAAAUGUAACGUAGAUAGCAAGAUAAGUAAGCAGGUGAAGGAUUUAAUCAGCAAGUUGAGGGUGAGAGUUGAGGAAAUUUCUAAAAUGCUUCAGGGCAUAGACAAGAAGCUGCGGAACUAUAUAUAUGAUCUUGGAGAGUGGAUCGCUAAGUCGAAUGGAAUAUUAGAGAAAGCGGUAAAAAAGGUCACUGAAAUAUUGAAUGAAGUCAGUGACGGCGAUGGAACUAAAAAACCCAGACUCAUCAGCGAGGCGGCGGAGCUUAUGAGACUUCAGGCCGAUUUGCUUUACAACGCUGGAGAGGAAGCUAAAAAGCAAGUCGCCGAAAAGGUUAAAACAGCCCUCGAGGCCGUGAAAGCGAUGGACGCGGCGGUUAAGUUCGGAUUGAAUGACGCAAAAGCGCAGCUUCUUACUGUUAUUGGGAAGUACUUUCAGGGGUAUGUUGGCUUAGUGCAAACGAAGGUUAAGGAGAUAAAGGGGGAGAAAGGAACUGAAGGUCUGCAAAAAAUUGAAACUGAAGUGCGGAAGUGGGCUGAGGAGUUUAAGGGAGACAAAGCAUUUGGAGAAAAAGUGAAGGAGUGGGUGGAGGAGAUUUUGAGAGACAAUGAGAUUGUGAAAAAUCUAUUCAAAACGUAUGUUAACAUUGAACUGCCAGCCAAAAUAAAUCUAGUUGCAGACGUUUUUAAAAAGGAACUUGUCAGCGGUUUUAUUGACAAAGCCGGCCAGAGGGUCCAAGAAAUAAUCCGGGGAGACGGCGAAAACAAAAUUCAAACAUAUGUAACCGCCGUUCAGAGUGGUUGCCAGACAUUCACGACGCUACUUGGUGCCGAACUUAAGGAGAGUGGACAAGCAGAAGCGCUUGCUAAAAAAAUAGCUACGGCUAUUCAGAGUGCUGAGGAUAUUGUAAUGCCUGAUAAGAAAUCCAGUCCCAUCAUGCUUCUUACCAAUGGCGUCAAAUACGCCCUCAAUCAGCUUGUUGCCAAAGCCAGGCAGACUGCCGCCGACCUCGGGUGGUUCAUCGCCGAAGGCACUGCGAAGGGCAAUACAAAGAACAUCGACGCCGCGCUCAAAGUGGCUACCGAUAUGGACACUGCUUUUAAAACGGCACUUCUUAAAUCCAGCGAUGGCAGCGAUCUCUACGAAACAGCCAAUGCCUACGACCCCUACGGUACCGCCCACAAGCAAACAGUCCAGCUUAAGCACAACAUCCAAAAGACCAUUAGCGAGAUUUUGAAGAAAGAGGUCGGCCAGGAGGAUGGAGGUGGCGCAACGGGUAAAUUCGAACUUUCUGCUAAAAACUUCACACAAUACAAACUGCAAGUCGACCAAGACCCAAGUAAGCUUACUGAAGCGGAGAACCUUGCAGGCGCCCUUCCAAACGCGAUCAGGAAAAUAAAGGAGGAGGUGGAGGGUGCGUUAACAAAUAUCGGCGACUUCACUGGCCAAGCUGCAGAAAACUUCGGUAAUCUCACCAACGCGCUUGGUAAUCUCUGCCAUGCAAUUCGGGAGGCUGCUGGGAAAGAGAACGUUGGUAGCUACAAAGAAAGCAUCAAGGCAAAAAUCGAUGAACUGCAAAAAUUGAUUAAUAAUGAUUCAGAAGUUGAAGUCACCAUUAACGGUAAAAACCAUAAGCAGAAGGGUUUAACGAAAAUUAAAAAAGAUCUGGAGGCUCUGCAGGACACUCUUGUGAAGGAGCCAAUUAAAAAGACGACAGAAUUACUCUCCUUCAUCACCACAGCCGAACGACAAACCAUCAGUAUUCUCAAAGAAGGCGUUGAAACUGAGUGUAAGAGCGCUGAAGAGAAACUUAUCCACCACGCCCAGAAGCAGUACGUUAAUUCCCUCAAAGCGUUGCUCACCGCAUUCUCCGACAAACUGGGAAAGGAUUUGCAUGGUCUGCCGAGAGAAAUUGCCGGUGAUUUGGAGAUUGGUCAUAAGGGCUUCAUGGCCAAAUUUGAAGAACAUUUCAUCAAAUAUGAGAAGUCAAUUGAGUCCAUCAAAAGCAUUAAGAUUACUCACGCUCCCGGAGAAAAAUCUCCGCUCAGCCAGGCGGCAAUAAAGCUAGCCACCGCCUUCAGACGCUUCUUGCAACACCUGCAGAAACAGCCAGACUUCACCUCGGACAUCACGAAAAUCAAUCCCGUGCACGGAGUGUUGACCAAAUUGCUUACCGACCUAAACACAUCUAAUCACUUCGACCAUGAAUUUACCAAAAAUUUACAUGAACUCCACAGUGCUGUCGCCGCUUUCAAGCCCUCCACGUACGGCGAAGCCAAGAGCCCUUUGCUACUCAACGCUCUGCGAAAUGGCUUCUCGGAUUUGGUCGAACAACUUAAGAAUGCCUACGUAUCCGUAUACGAUGACGCAAAUAUAGACUGGGAUGGCGAACACAAUCCCGAAAAGGGGAUGUGCGCCAAAGUCUGUCUCAGCAUUGUGCCCGCAUUAUUUACCGCUUUGACUGAGCUCAAAAAAUGGCUCGAAAAAUCAAAUAGUAAGCGGAAGACGUAUACCAUAUAUAACGCUAAGAACCCUAAUCACAGCUUACAUAGCCGGUUCCUCCGUGAAAACGGGUAUGACUCUGAUCUCCCUGACGACGCCGAAUAUGGCGAAUUGAAUCACAAAAAAGAUUUCACUGGUCAACAGAUCUAUAAGCAUCUUGUCAACGACAACUAUAAACUUUUUAGUCUUCCUUCAUCCUCCGCUACCGGCGCUAUCUCAGGUGAGCCUACCUUCGAAUUCACCGAGGAGAACGGCGUGUUGUCUCAGCUUCAUCACUACCUUAAAUUAUACUUCAAUAUUUGUCACACCACUUACAUUGACAAACCCAGAACACCGUGUAAUGUUUAUGAGAUGUUGUUAUGGUGUUCCGGUUUACAGUUCAACGGUGUGUAUGAUAAGCUUCGUGAACACUGUGAUUCAUUGUUUGAGAAAAAGCCGGAUGAGCGCAAUCCUGAACACAAAAUUCCAGUCCCAAUUGCUGCCCAUCCUAAACCCAUAUCCCGUGAUAACGUUAUUUCUGCGAUUGACCAUAUAACGUCGCGCUCCUACCAACUGCUGACUGCCGUACUCGGCACCGGCGACGCUGAGUGCAAGUAUGCAUCUGACUUCUCUACCAACUUCGUCAGAUUACAAUAUCCCUCCAGAGGUGAGGACUGUUUACAUACGUUACUAGAUAUACUACGCAGAAUAUUCCCAGCUCUCCAGUUCCUAGAGAGCAAGUGCAGUCAGCCAGCAACAGACUUUGGUUGGGGCGAUUGCCUGUAUGGUAAAGACGUCCCUUCGGCCAAACAGCCGUGUAACGAACAUCCAACUGACCAAUCAACGUGCGAAUCAAAGUGCCGAUCAAAGUGCCAACCUACGUGCCAACCAAAUUGUCAACCAACGUGUCAGCCAACUUCACCUUUAAUGUCUUACUUAAAUGAUUGUUUGCCUGGCCAUUUGCCUCACCAAUUGCAAUCGGUGGGAUGUAAAUCUAUAUGUUCGACGUGUACCAAGAGCGGACCUGGUGUACCCUGUAUGACGCCCCUUGGCUUCAGAGCGUUCUCAGGCAGUGUCAAAACCGGCCGUGACAUUUGCGACAUCAUUAGAGAAUUCCUAGGUAACGAGUACAUUCCAGCCCUAUUUAGCCUCGUUCCUAAGCCGCCGUUCACAUUGCCUGAACACUUCAGUUUCACGCUGUCCUUAGUUAAAGGUUGGCAUAAAACCAAAACACCAACCAAAAGCCUGAUCAAACAGUCAGUUGAAUCAUCAAUCAUCGACAUGUCCAUCGCACUAUGUGACGACCCAAGCAACCUUACAGAUGCGCUUACUGACGCAUACGGCGCUGAUUGCAGCAAAUGUGAGCAUCCGCACAUCGCCAAUCUUACAUCCUCAAGUUACUGUGGUAGUAGAGGUAAAGACGUUGCCUGCGCCCCUUACCUAUCGUCACUCUCCUCGGCUGUAUAUCGCUACAUGGCGGAGAAACACGGCAAGUUGUAUCUGUCGUGGGCAAUUUACCUGCCAUGGUCAUUCCAUAAUUAUUUGCGUGAAUUACUCGAAGCAUUCAAUACCAUAUUCUGCGAGGACUGGGGAUGCCGCUCAUGUUUAAAGAGCGCCAAUUGCAGGCGUGGCAAGCAUGGACUCAGCGAAAAGAAAGAGAAUGAGGAUGCAAAGCCUCAUUGCCAGUGCAAUUCCAUUGCAAAAUGCAAAGGUGUCGCGCCAACGUUUUACAGCUACGGAUUUAUCAUCCCUGAUGCAUGGACGUUACAUGAAGAGGGCACACGAAAAACAUGCUCCAAUUUCUACGACGAGUUAAAGAGUGUUGUCGAAUCAGCAUAUUUCACGAAGCUGUUCGAGGAGUGCGACAAUUUCCUAAAAGAAAUCAGAUGGCCUUUUGUGUUAACGUUGUUAGCCCUCUGGUCGCUGUCGCUCCUGUACCUGCUGCACAUCGCCGUCGUCCGCCUCGACGUGCUGAGGAUACGCUCCCACCUGCGAUCGCCCUCAUCGCACCGCAUCGCCGCACAGUCGCUCCUCGCCGCCGCACGCGUCAAGGCACUCGCCAACGUCAAGUACUUCUCACCAUAA